Linum tenue is the source of this 2430-nucleotide messenger RNA. NCBI's taxonomy places the organism in Eukaryota, Viridiplantae, Streptophyta, Magnoliopsida, Malpighiales, Linaceae. The record is from the annotation of a GenBank genome assembly.
AUGCAGUUCAAGAAGUCCUCCUCCUCCUUCCUCGUAGACGGCGGCCAUGACGACAAAAUGGCGUCGUGGAACGAGGGAACGGACUGUUGCUCGUGGGAAGGUGUUACCUGCGACUCCUCGACCGGUCGUGUCGUGGACCUCGACAUCAGCUGUCAGCAGAUGAGUACUCUGCCUCAUAACAAUUUCAUCUCCCAGUACUUCCCCCACCUCCGGGGGCUCAAUCUGGCAUACAAUCACUUCAAUGGCUCCACAAUUUCGUCCGCCAUCGCCAAACUAACCGACCUCACUCGUCUUAAUCUCUCCCAUACUGGGUUUUCUGGCGAAAUCCCGUCCGAGUUCAGCCAUCUCAAAAAACUCGUUUCACUCGAUCUUUCCUUCAACCAGGUCGCCUUCGUGCGAGACGAAGAUUACUCCAACGUGCUCUCUAACGCCACGAAUCUGAGCGAGUUGUGGCUUCAGGAGGUGAACAUGUCAAACAUCAAACCUUCCUCCUUCUCCAACUUAUCGCGUUCCAUGAAGCAUCUCGAUGUUUCGGACUGCGGACUAACAGGGAAGUUUCCUGAGAGCGUCUUUCGUCUGCCAUGCAUGGAAUCGAUACGUCUCAAACGGAACAAAGACCUCUUGGUUCAGCUUCCACGAUCAAACUGGUCAGCUGCCUCACUCAAGGUAUUAGAAGUUUCCUCAACGAAUUGUUUUGGAAAAAUGUUGCCCGAUUCGAUUGGGAAUCUCAAGUCCUUGAGGGUUUUGAGCCUAGAUGAGGUCGGGUUUAUAGGAAAUGUCCCAUCUUCCAUUUGCAACCUCACAUCGUUGACAUCUUUAGACCUCUCACACAACUCAUUUUCAGGGGAAUUUCCUCAUACAGUUUCCAACCUAGUCCAACUGGAAACUCUGCAUAUCCAAUACAACAAUUUCACUGGUCACAUUCCAUCUUCAAUCUUCAACCUGCCAAACCUCCAAUGGUUGGGUUGUUCUGACAAUCAGCUUGUUGGUCCAAUUCCUAGUGAGAUAGUCCAUAGUAGCUUACAUAGUGUCUACCUGAAUAAUAACUUUCUCAAUGGGACCAUACCAUCUUGGUUGUUAGCCCUACCAUCCAUGGAAAUAUUGGGCCUGAGUUAUAACCAACUCACCGGAGAAAUCCCGGAAAUCCAAUCGAGUUCCUUGAGAUAUAUCUAUCUAGAUCACAAUCGAUUAUCUGGCCUUGCACCAACAAGCUCAACGACACUCAAGGGUUGGAAUAAUCUCCAAUGGAUGGACCUCAAUUCGAACGAGUUAUCGGGGACCAUGCCGAGCUACAUCUGCUACCUCGCUUCGCUUCUGGUCAUCGACUUGUCCAACAACAACUUGAGUGGCAGCAUUCCUGAGUGUCUGUUCAAUCUCGCCGAAUUGUCGGUCUUGAAUCUGAGGAACAACAACUUCCACGGCCCGAUUCCAUCGUCGAUGUUUGGUAAUAUGAGCAAGCUAACACACGUGGACUUGAACGGGAACAAAUUGGGAGGGUCACUGCCUGCACAAUCACUGGCGACUUGCAAGAUGUUAGAAGUAUUGGAUGUCGGGAACAACAACGUUGAUGAUGUUUUCCCACAAUGGUUGUCGAACCUUCCCAGUCUCAAAGUUCUCAUCUUGGGCUCCAACAGCUUCCACGGUGCUGUCACGACGAGUAACAGCUUUUCAAUGUUACAGAUAUUAGACCUUUCCAACAACUAUUUCAAUGGUUCUCUGCCCGCAGGUCUGUUUCACAAGUUCCCUGCGAUGAAGAUGUUGAAAGAUAAGUCCGAGGAAGUGGGAACAGAAUACUACAUUGGAUUGGUAAAUUACAAGUUUUCAUUUGUUCUGACGGUGAAAGGCAAAGAGUGUGUGGUAAACAAAUUUCCCAGUGUCUUUACCACCUUGGAUAUGUCGAACAACUACUUUCGAGGCGAGAUACCCGACGCAAUUGGAGAGCUCGGGUCGCUCCUGUUCCUGAACCUGUCACACAACAACUUCGUCGGCCCAAUCCCUUCCUCGUUGGGGAACAUGCGAGAGCUCGAAUCGCUGGAUCUUUCCUCAAAUCGACUCUCGAGGAAGAUCCCAUCGCAGCUCACGAGUUUGACGUACCUUUCGUUCCUGAAUCUAUCGCGAAAUUCGCUCGUUGGGCCGAUACCUCAGGGAAACCAGUUCGGGACGUUCGAUGCUGCUUCUUAUGCUGGAAACGAAGGGUUGUGCGGGGUUCCGUUGUCCAAGAAGUGUGGAGGUGAUGAUGAGGAUGGUGAUCAUGAUCAGGAUUCCGAACCUGAACUCGAAUCUGGUGGAGAGCUAUUUAGUUGGGGUUUCGCAGGGGCGGGAUAUGGGUGCGGACUAGUGAUUGGGAUAUCGACCGCCUACAUCAUGUUCAGCACCAGGAAGCCAGAAUGGUUGGUGGAGAUUGUUGAGAACUGGACUUGGCGAGGGUGA